UGCCCGCCAUGUUCCUGAGGAGGAGGAGGAGGAGGAGGAGGAGAUACGUGUAGCCUGUUGGCUUUAGCUGGCUUAGCAUUAGCAACACACAGCUAAGAGGCGGAGGAGGCGCAACAAGCAGCUCCUCUGAACGCCCAAAUAACAAGUACCCUUCUCUCUCUGAUUUGUUUCCUCCUUGGAGUAACUGGUUUAUGGGUUUCUUACAUCCCUGGACUAACUGUUGAACCGGACGUUUCCCUAACAGAUGAUGGUGAUGGCGUGGUCAUGUGUGCAGCCAGCACUGUGUGUGUGGAGAUGGUUUUAACAGACGCUGUUCUGGAGGACUCAGGAACACUGCACUGGCCUGGAGAAGCCUCAUAAACAAACACAAACGUACACAACACACACACACAUACAUCUGUACACAAGAAGAUUUACACACGCAUCACGCCACCGCCGUGCCUUGAGAAAGGACACAGGCGCAUGGACACAUAACGCAAGCUUCACCUGAAGCACGCACACUCACAUUUACACCCUCUGUGUGUGUUAGCCUCUUUACCAGAACAUUACUGGAUUCCUAGCACCUCUCCUCUGUGAGAGUGUACAUUUUAUUUCCUUCCCCCGUCUGUCCCAUCUCCACCGCCGCCAUGCCGAGCUCCACCAUCCGUCGGCAGAUGAAGAACAUGGUGAACAACUACUCUGACGCCGAGAAGAAAGUCAGAGAGGCCACCUCCAACGACCCCUGGGGCCCGUCGUCUUCGCUCAUGUCCGAGAUCGCCGACCUCACCUACAACGUGGUCGCCUUCAGCGAGAUCAUGAGCAUGAUCUGGAAACGGCUCAACGACCACGGCAAGAACUGGCGCCACGUCUACAAGGCGCUCACCCUGCUCGACUACCUGAUCAAGACGGGCUCGGAGCGAGUGGCGCUGCAGUGCAAAGAGAACAUCUUUGCCAUCCAGACUCUGAAGGACUUCCAGUACAUCGACAGAGACGGCAAAGACCAGGGCAUCAACGUCAGGGAGAAGAGCAAGCAGCUAGUGGUCCUACUGAAAGACGAGGAACGCCUCAAAGGAGAGAGGUCUCAGGCUCUGAAGACCAAAGAGCGUAUGGCCCAGGUGUCCACAGGGAGCAGUCAGAUGGGUUUUGGUCGAGGCUCGUCUCAGCCCAACCUCUCCACUUCCUACAGCGAAGAGUACAAUAGGUCAGAGGGCUCACCUGCCUCCUACCACGGCUCCACGUCUCCCAACGCGGGUUCAGAACUGGAGCAGGCCAGACCUCAAACCAGCGGCGAGGAGGAGCUCCAGUUUCAACUGGCUCUGGCCAUGAGCAGAGAGGCUGCGGAGCAGGAGGAUCGCAUACGCCGAGGGGAUGACCUGAGACUACAGAUGGCCUUGGAGGAGAGUAAGAAAGGAGGUCCAGAAUCAGCAAAACUGGCCAAGAAGAAGAGAGAGCCACAGUCAUCUUUGUUGGAUCUGAUGGUUGUCCCUGAGCCUGGUGCCUCCGCUGACCCCUGGGGCGCCGGGGCCGUAGCCGGAGCCGUGGCUGGGGCAGCUGCUGCAUCAGAAGACCCCUGGCAGUCUUAUGGGUCUGCACCUAAGCCAGCAGCCCCAGUGGACCCAUGGGGUGUUACUCCUUCUGUCCCACCCAUGAAGAGCAGCGAUCCCUGGGCAUCAAACUCCACUCCUUCCGCUGACCCUUGGAGCUCCGCAGCUACCCGCCCCAAGACUUCCAACACAGGUAACUUUGACCUGUUCAAUGCAUCCAACGGUACGUCUAAAGAGGACUUCUCAGAGUUUGACAGCCUGCGCUCUUCCUCCUCUGUCCCCACUGGCGACAUGGGCAUAGCAUCCUCUAUCCCCUCCCAUUCCAGCCUCGCUAGCAGCGGCAGCAUGGACCUCUUCGACCCCCUGCCCACCUCCAUGUCCAUGUCCUCCGGGAACCCAACUAGAAAGACUCCGGAGUCCUUCCUGGGUCCCAACGCCGCCCUGGUUAACCUGGACUCUCUGGUGACCAAACCAGCCCAGCCUGCGCCAGUCGUCAACCCGUUCUUAGCUUCAACAGGCGGCUCUGCUCCAGGUCUAGGUGCAGCAGCAGCAGCAGCAGCAGCAGCAGCAGCAGCCCAUGCCAACCCCUUCCAAGUGAGCCAGCCAGUCCCCCCCACCCUCAACCAGAUGCGGGUCAGCCCCAUGCCCGCCGGCUUCGGCAUGGUCGAGCCCAUGGCCAUCUCCUCCGGGCUCGUUCAGCCCAACCCCAUGGCGGGCAUGGCCCCCAUGUCCCGCGGGAUGGGGGGAAUGGGGAACACGGGGAUCCCGUCCUCCAUGUCCAUGCCCCAGCCGCUGAUGAGCAUGCCGCCCCAGGCCGGGUCGCAGCCCGCCGGAACCACCAACCCCUUCCUUUUGUGAGGGGGACAAGUAACCCUUCCUCUCUGCCUCCCUCCCUCCCUCUCUUUCUCUCUCUCUCUUCCACUUUGGCUCCUUAAGAAGCUUCAGAAUGAACAAGGAGAUGUCUUAUCCCAUUUAUCCCUUUAUAACCAGCUCCCUAGCCAGGUCGUAGUCCCAGCCCUGGCCUCCUUCCCACCUUAACACACUCCUUUACUCCUCCCUCCUAUGUCUCUUUUGUCUCAAUGCUACAAGCUGCCUAGUCCUGUGUGUUCCAUACUGAUCCCACGACGAUGAUGUUGAUGACCACGAAAGAGUUUUGCAUCUGUCUACAGACUUUACAGAGUAGCAGCGGUGUUUACAGUUUUUUCCACAGAGGCAAGGACAGUCUCUUCUCCUCUGUCCUCCUCCUCAUUCACUCGCCUCCUCUCCCUUGUUCCCCUUAGGACUGCUCUUUUUCUUCUUCUUCUGUGGUGGAGUGACAGGAGAGUCUGACCAUACUAACGCCAGGAUCUUAUCUCUUCACUAGAGCUAAUCUUUUAUAAGCCCUGUCAGCCGGUGUGUGUGUGUGUGUAUGUGUGUGAGCGUGAGCGUGAGCGUGUGUGUGUUUGAGCUUGAGUGCACAUCUCAGUACUUUUACACUGUGUAUAUUCCAGUGGGUUUUACUUAUACACACUGGAGUACGGAUGAGAGAUGGUCAGAUGUGUUUAUACUCUUGCGUGUGUGUGUGUGUGUGUUACUAAGCAGGGAUUUUGCACAAUUUUUUGUCUUUUUUUUUUUUUUUUUCUGUCUGCGACUGUUGGGCUCACCGUUACACCUUAGCUAAGGGAGGGAGGCUAGCCGCCGCCGCCGACACACACUGCCUCGGCUUUUCGGUACCACUCAGUCACAACUCUUCGUCUGGUCACUUCCCGUCAACUUGGACCUUUUUUCUCCCCCCGACCCUCCACGUGAACUUUGACCUCCAGGGGUCAUGGGAUUAACAAUGAACACUUAUCAAACGGGGGCGAACCCCUUGUCCUAGAGGAGUUGAAAAGAUGCGUAAACGCAAUUUUUUUUUUUUUGUCUGUAAGUGUGUGUGCUCACGCGCAGGUGUACUAACAGCCACAUGUUGAUGUAUUUGUCACUAAGCCCCCCCCACCCUCCUCCAGUGUGUGUUUAGAGAGAAAAAGACGUGUGUGAUGGCUUCAGUAUUUUGCUAUCUGAACAUAUGGAUGCAGCGAGGCAUCAUGGGACAGUUUUCUUUUUUAGUUUGUUUCUAGGGUCAAAGGGAAGAGGUUGUGUGUGUGUGUGCGCGCGUGUGUGUGCGUGUGUGUGUGUGUGUGUGUGUGUGUGUGUGUGUGUGUGCUCGCGCAGUUUGCAUGAGAGAUAGCUUCCAAGUGUACUUUAAUGAGCAAGUUUUUUUUUUUUCAUUUCUCACUCAGUAAAGUGGAAACUGGUUUAGAUAUAGUUAGUUUCUGAAGUCAAAACGGGGGGGUAGGGGGGGAUAAUGUAGGCAUCUGCAGCCCUGAAGUGUCUGUUUGCAUGUGUUUGUAUGUGUGCAAACCACAUAUCAAGGAGUGUUACUAUGGCGACAGGGUUGCGAAGAAAAAAAAGCUCUGGAUUUAAAGAGCACGUCAGCCACUCGAGAAAAAGACCUCCGAGUGGAUUUACCGCGGCUAAUCUAUCCGCAAGAACAUUACCUGGUUGAUAAACACACACACACACACACACACACACACACACUCUUACACACACACUCACACAGGGUUGCUCCAGGAUCGGUCUAUUGAUAUAUAGCACAGGGAAUCCCGCAGCAAACAACAAGCGAGACAUGUCAUGUAAACAAACAGUUGUUAAGUUUUGUUUUAUUUUUGUUGUUAUUUGACUCGUUUAGAUGUAAAUCCAUAGCCAAGCCUUUUCAGAGUUUCGGAGCUGUGUACUAGCUAAGCCAUGUAUCAUCUUCAUUCUCUUCUUCUUUUUUGUCUAUUUUCUGUCAUUGUAGUUUUUUUUUUUUUCACCCUAUGGGUAGGCUAUGUAAUUCUCUUCUCUUAGAAGCACAACUGUUACCAAAGUCAUAGCGACUGUGAUUUCUGAGGGUGUCGUACUUUCUUUGAGUAGUUUUGAACAGUAGGGUCACACUUCACUGACUUUUUUUUUUUUUUUUUUUCUGUUUAUGGAUCCAUUGUUAUCAUUUUUUUUUUAUAUUUCAGAGCUAUUUUUCAGUUUGUUCAGGAGUUUGUGUAAGAAAGUGUUACUGUUGGCUGAAUAUCGGCACAUUUACUGACAGCAAGCUGAGCGUCUCGGUCUCUUCUAUUGGUUGGAAAAAAAAAAAAGAAGUGGGUUGAUGAAAUACAGCUGAUGUAUUGCGCCCCCGGUGUAUAGACCCUUCUUCUUCUCUUUUAGUUCUGUUGAUAUCACUGCCAACGUUAUUACUGUGGAAGGGGUGUUUCUUUUUUUUUCUUUUGGUGUGAGUUGGCGCCCUCUCCUGGUCUGCUGUGGUAUGAUAGCGACACCGCAGGACACUGGUAUUUCCACUAAACACAGACCUUCAUUUCUCUCAGGCAAAAGGAGGGGCAGCUCCAACCAUGUAUGAUUUUGAUGAUGAUGAGGGUGGUGAUGAUGACUUUUAUGCUUGGGGUCCUGAAUGAAUGGAUGUGACACUUAACUUGCAGACCAGCAAACAUUUUUAAUCUCAACUAAAUAUAUGCAAAAAUUUGGAAGUUGGAAAAGUAAAAAAAAAAAAAAAAAGAUAAGAAGACUUGAUGUGUUUUUGCAAAGUUAGAUUUGCUAAUAAAAAAAGUCUUGUUUAUUGAAAUGCUACUAUGAUAUUCUAGCUAAGACGUGUCACUUUCUCACUGGCCUUGAUUUCACUGCGGCCUGACCUUCAACUUCACUCCAGCGAUUGUGAAAAAUGUUGUUAUGGAUGCAUUGAAAAAAAACAAACAAAAAAAAAUACUGUCUUGAGCAAAAAUUCAGCACUCCCAAACAGUCCGAUGUCACUGCAGUUGAUGACUUGUUCUUGAUCCCUGGCAGCAGUUUCACAGUCGCGGCUACGGUGCAGUGAAAAUGUGGCCUGUGUGUAGCGAGCUCCUCUGCGUGUUACUAUGUAUUCACUAUGCUUUUAUCAAGAGGACUAACUGACCUGUCUUUAUAUGCAUAAACAGCCUCCUUUAAUCUUUUCCACGUCUGUCUAUUUACCCUUCUCAUAGUACUGGGAGCAGGCUGCUUUUUUUAUUGGAUACGUGCUCAACCUGUUGGCAUUAUAACUGUAUAAUAUAAUUUAUCAUUUGUACUAUUGUAACAUACUGUUCCUCUGUAUACCUUAUUAUUCUGUGUAAUGGGUUUUUGUAGGAAAAGUCACCGUGGUAUUUUAACGGCAUCUAAACAAAACAAAACGAACGCAGCAGGCCGCACCCUGUUGGAUGAGGACAACUGUAGCUGCAUCGGUUCAAAAUAAAAUGUGUAUCACUUCAGCUCUG
This is a messenger RNA of Sebastes umbrosus (honeycomb rockfish), 5818 nucleotides long. RefSeq names its product epsin 2 (gene epn2). Gene Ontology annotation, molecular function: phospholipid binding; clathrin binding. NCBI's taxonomy places the organism in Eukaryota, Metazoa, Chordata, Actinopteri, Perciformes, Sebastidae. The record is from RefSeq and is a predicted model, not a curated record. Gene Ontology annotation, cellular component: clathrin vesicle coat; endosome; plasma membrane. The transcript has 10 exons. Gene Ontology annotation, biological process: endocytosis. Bases 627 to 2381 code for a protein of 584 amino acids.